ACGCAAAAAUCCUACUUAAGGGAGAAAUAGAAGGGAAAACUGGUUACCAAAGAGUUUGUUGCCAAGGCAACCACGAUUUGACGCUGGAGAAGACAAAUAUGGCGACUUUCCUUGUCGCACGAGAUAUAAUUCCUUCGUAGGUUUAUUAUAGAUUUCGGAUUACAACACUUAAUCAACUGAAUGAACAGGGGUUUUGAAAUCUCUAGAGGAUGAUGAGCUCACAAGAUGCAUGAAAAGAGGGGCAGUUUAACGUACUAUCAAUUUCGUAUACCCCUCGAUCCCGCGCAACAACUACCCAAGAGAAAAGCUGAAAGAUUCAAGAAGAGCAGCAGUUCCUGGAACACAGUUGAUUCCAGGCCAUGCAGUCAGCAAAGUCACAACUGUGUUUCCAUAGAGCAAGAUAUUCACGACCGGAAUUCACAACAUAUUUUGGUUGGAUCUGCACUGAGACGACCCCAUGCAAGUGAGUAUUCUCCACUGGAUUACCAAAGUAUGCCAGAUGUUGGAAAGUCUCCACGUCAGCCUUUUAGGCCUCAAUCUUCAUGUACAGUGUACAACUAUGCUUCUCGUCCUGUCACUGCAAGGGAACAGUCAUCGCACCUUGGAAGACAUACAAAGUCAAGCUUGCUGAGAUGUCAGUCAGCCUCAUCAGUUUCCAUGAGUUCACAUUUAUCCCACUCAAAUUUUAAAUCAGCAACAAACAAGAAACGUUUAUGUGAAAUUCGUGAUGACUACAGAUUCUUCAAAAGUGAUCCAAUGCACAAACAAGUACCUCCCCAUGGUGAAAGUCUUCACAGCUUUUUAACUGGAGCAAGGUACAACAGAGCAAGAUACUUGGAUUGGCGUGCUCUCUCUAAGCUAGGAGUUUAUAUUCCCAAGCCUGAUCUGAACUCAUUCUUCAUUAAGAAUGAGUUUGAUGAUUCAGAUGCAAGAAGCAUCUUUUCUGACUCUUCUGAAGAAGAACUAGUGGUUGAAGGACUGAAAGAAAAAGGAGAGGAAGAUAAUGGGACUUUUCUGACACGGGAAACAAAUACAGAACCACAUUACCUAAGUAUUAAACACUGGCAUUCUACUGAAUGGAAAACAGACAGAAAGCCAAGUAAAGAGCAAAGGAUACAAUCAGCACCCUUAAAAAUCAAAGCCAUCCACACAUAUUAUUAUGACUACAGUCAAAAGAGUGAAUCAUCUGUAACUGUUUAAUUGAUGUGCUGAUAAUUAUUUUUAUUACAAUUAUUAAACUGAAAAUAUUGAAAUGGUUAUUUUAAGUUUUUAGUGUGCAUCAUUUUGAUGUACAAAUCCAUUUAAGUUGAACUGUAUGGAGCCAAAAAAGUAAUAAGCAUUGCUAGUUAUUUCACAUGCAUCAUGGAUUUGAAGCUUCCAUCCGGGGAAUUCAACACAAAAUGAGUCCACAAAAUUCCUGAACAGAAUUUCCUGUUGUAACACAGUUGAAUGCUCAAUGUGCAGUCUCUCCCUUAACAAUUUGUGCCACUUAUAAAAGCUCUUUUGAUGUCAUUAUGUUGCAAACCAACUUUCCUCAAAGCAUGAAUGUGUUAAGAUGAACAACUAAUAAAGUUUAGAAGAAGAUUACACAAAAUUAAAGGGCUCACAGAGAUUUUCAAGUUUGUAACCUUGCAAGAAAGUAGGGUUAGGGUUAGGGAUUUUUGGAUAGACUUGUGUUUGGGAAUUUCGCAUAUGCAAUUUAUUUACUAUUUGGUGGAUAUUUCUGUUGAGUGUUUUCAACAGGAGUUUUUGUAACUUCUUAUGAGGAAAUAAAAAGUUAAUGCUUUGCAUUGA
This is a messenger RNA of Pocillopora verrucosa, 1794 nucleotides long. RefSeq lists its product as uncharacterized. The record is from RefSeq and is a predicted model, not a curated record. NCBI's taxonomy places the organism in Eukaryota, Metazoa, Cnidaria, Anthozoa, Scleractinia, Pocilloporidae.